This is a messenger RNA of Lymnaea stagnalis (great pond snail), 13215 nucleotides long. Lineage: Eukaryota; Metazoa; Mollusca; Gastropoda; Lymnaeidae. The record is from the annotation of a GenBank genome assembly.
CCGACUUUAAAGGCGCCAUUUACUUAUUUUGUAAAUAUUCAAGUCAUGGAUAUUUUUUUGUAAAUAAAAAGGUACCCGAAUUUUUUUUAGUUAUUUUACACAGCAUACUUCUUGCAAUUACAUCUAAUGUAAUGAAAUGUUAGGUUAUUAUUUUUUUAAAAUAUGACAAUCAUUCAACAAAAACAAGUGAAAACGGAAUUAAUUCGAAAUAUCAAUAAACAAAAGGCACAAAAAAAAUCAUCAAAUUGACAUAUAAAAAUGCCAUGGAAAUAAGUUUUGUCCUGUUGUAUACUUGAGUGAGUUAAAUUUAAAUUAUAGUAGUUAUGUUAUUAUGCCUUAUAAUAAUUAUUUUCACCUCAGCUUUUUGUAGUUAAAAAUACAGGAGUACUAAAACAGUGAGGUGUCUGUAGAGUUCUUUAGUAUUAGAUCAUUAAUAUUUUUAAUUGUAGGCCCUAAUUGGAUGUUUGGUUUUGUGUUUUGGACACAUGCAACUGGAAAGAUGCUCUGUCUAAGUAGUCUAAGUUUUUCUAGUAAGUAGGCACUUGGAUACAAAAUUUUAAAAAAUUCAAAUAAUUUUUUUAAUAGCACAGUUAGUUAGAGCUAAUUUCAAAUAAAAAAAUGAAACCAGAAUCAACUUUUUAGCUUAAGUACUUUUUGAGCUAUGAAUUUUUAAAGUGUGAGUUCGUUUGGUAUUUUUUACUAUGGACGAAACCUCCACAUCUUGUGACCUCAUUCCGCUGAUCGCGUCAUGCGCAAUGACUAUAUACUUUAUAUAAGGCAACGCAUCGCCUUAUCACUAAAAUACUGUUUAGGGUCGACUUAGUUUAAACUUUCAACUUUGGCACAUGAAUAAUUAAUUAAAGCUUUCCCUGACCAAUGGUUUAAUAGUUUUUGCACACGGCAAACUCUUAUGAAUGAAACUCUGAGGUAGUACUACGACACAGUUAUGCAAGUGGCUGUGAAUGGUUGCCAAUGACAACGUGUUGCACACGGUAAAUUCUGAUCAUUUAUAAUAUGGAUUCUACCGGGUUGUUAAAGCUCAAAUUAAAACAUUCCAGUUUAAAUGUCUUUAAAUGCAUUCUGAAACACAAGUUAUCAAUUAUUUUGAUGUAAAUAGUGAUAAUAAAUUAAUAUUUCCUAAGUAUCGUCAACUUCCGCCAUUAAAAAGGGGGGCGUGGCCAACCCCAUGGCGAAAUUAGGUUGAGCGAGCUGCAUGACCUGCUGCGAACGCGCAGAAACAUAGCGUCUCUCGUAAGACACUUAUCGCUGUGAAAAUUGGCAUACAUGUAGAUCAAUAGAUUCCCCAGAUGCAAAAAAAAUUUGGUAGUGACAAAUUUUUUCCUUCGACUUAAUUUUAAUGAUGAAAGUUGCCUUAUAUUUACCAAGGAUUUUCUCAAAGCUGACUGAUUGUAAAUGAAAAAGAAAUUGAUUAAAAUGUAGGCCAAGAUGUCUACCUAAUUAUAAGGCCGAAAACGGAACUCAAAUACAUAUCGAAAGUACUAAUUUAAUAAUAAAUAGACACACACAUCGGAAAAUUAAAAACUCGGAUUUUUUGGCGCCGAUUGCGAAAUCCCAUACACAAAAAGUAGUAGUCUCCCUUGACUUACCGAAGUACCUAUAGUAAGUUAAGUAAGACUAAACAAAUAUGACACUCACACUAACAAAAAUCCCUUCAGCUUCACUUGAAUUUGAAUUACUAUUUUAAACAAUAUGAAUUAUUUGUAAAACAAAACCCUAUUCAUCACAAAUAUCUAAGUCUAAUAAUAAUAAUAGUAUUAAUUAUUAAUAUCAGCUCAGUCAGGGCAAAUUCUUUCCCUCAAAGUAUGGGCCAGUACUGAAAUAUAUAAAAUAUAAAAAUUCAUUUCAUACAAAUUUACCGGGACUGUUAAAAAAUCCGAAGUGUCUACACGUCCGGCGCACCGGACAAAUAGUGCGGGAGAUGUCAUGUGACCGCCGGACAACUGUUAAAGCGUUAUUAUUCCGGCAGGUGAUAUGACAAGUGGUUGCCGUCAAAACAGUUGCAUUGCAUUUGAUAUUCCAAUAUUGUGUACAUAUGUUAGUCAGCCGAUCCCUAGAUAAUAAAUAAAUGCUCAACAUGUUAAUAUAUUCAAAUGCUCUGAGAUACAUAAAGUGUUUGACUUUGAAUAUUAAACCGGUCGGCCUAAAUACUAACUAUUAGUAGGCCUACUAUUACUACUACUAUUACUAAUCUAUUUGAUUCAGACUCUUCAAAGAAAAAAGUCCCUUGGUUAAACAUCUUGUAGAGCUCUACCUUGAAGCCUAAAUUUAAAAUAUGAACCAAAUAAAAUAAAACCUAUGUCAAUAUCGUUGUAUUUCAGGAUUAGUAUUUAGUAUUGCAUGAGAAGUUAGCUAAGCUACCACUAUAUCGGCCCUAUAUUAAGAUGUAGUGUUUAUUUCUUUGUGUACUAUCGGCCUCUUAAUUAUUUAUCACCCGCACUAUUACUUGGUUAUGGCGGUCAUGUGACCUGGUUGCCGGACGAAUAUCUCAUUAAAGUAUUUUUCCGGCGGUCAAGUGACCUGGUCGCCGCACAAAUAGUGAGGGAGAUAUAUGUCAGACGUUUAGACACUGCCUAAAAAAUGUGUAGAGUAGCCAGACUUAAUUGAAAAGUAAGGAUAAAAUUAUAAAACAAAAUCUUUAGAUUUAUUUUUUUACAAUCACUUCAUAUCUCUGGAUUAAUACUCACAUACAUAUUGUUAACUGUAUAUGUAUCUGUAUAUCAUCAACAGAACAACUAUGACUUACUUGGCAUCAUCAGGAGAUGAAGCCAAGAUCUGGGAUGCACCAACUUUUUCUCUUGUAGAGCAAUUUAAUGCACAUGAUGGACCCAUAAAUGACAUUUCUUGGAGUCAUGAUGGUUAGGAAGCUGUUCACUGCAAUUUUGUUGUUCAUUAUGUACUUACACUUACAGUUUUACAGUGUCAAUCAAUGAAAUUAUUAAGUUCUGGAGAACAAAAUGCUAGAUGAUAACAUAGUUUCUAGUAAGAGCAGAAACAUUUGUUGAAAGAUACUUUAAAAUACUUUCAUAUUUCUCAGAAAUAAAGUUGAUGCAUAGUUUUUUUUUAUCUUAGCCUGGCUCAUGAAUUUUUCAAGGUUGUUUAAUAUUUUUUGAUCAUAGGAAAUUAUCUUGCAACAUGCUGCAUCACUGACAAGAAAGUUAACCUACGACUAACUAAGGGAACUCGUUCAAUUCCAGCACAUACUGUCAAUUUGCCAGUAAGAUAUUUUUUAAUGACAUUGAAAUCAUUAAAUUGUUCUUGUAUUUUCCUUACUUAUAUAAUCCUUUCUGAAUCACUUUACUAUUAGUUAGUUGGUGGGAUCAGCCUACACCAAGUGUAGGAAGCUAGAUGGUAGGAUCUUACCAGCACAACUAGGGACGAUGGACCCUACUUUGGGAAAGACUGUAAAUUAUUACUUGAAAUCUUAGCUUCAGUCUAUAACAUGAGAUGAAAUUUAUUUUAUGGAAAGAAAAAAAAAAUACUGUAAAUUGGUUUUCUUUCACAGACUGGCUGUUCAUGCCUAGAUUUUAACUCUUACUCCAGAUUUUUACUGUGUGGGUGUGUAGAUGGAGCUAUUCACAUUUGGGAUCUUAAAACACAGACCCUAAAAAAGACUUAUUCGGUGAGUAUAUAUUUUUAAGAGUUCUUUAUUAUAUUAAAUUUUAACCUUGGUUUAUAUUUUUAUUUGUAAAAUCUCUCAAGUUUUCUUUCUAAACUUGGGUAAAGUGUUAUUUUCUGUUUUUCUAUAUUUUGAAUUAUAACCAAUUUGUAGAAAUAAUUUUGAGCGAUCUUAUAUCAUCAUUAAGAUCCAGCAGCUAUAGUGAAGAAUUUACACACUCUCCAAUGCUGUUCUUUGUUGGUACAAAGGGUGUAGUCUGGUAUUUUUUGGUAGAUGGUUUAGGCUUAACUCUUGAAGUGCUAUGCAGUUUUACUGUCUCAUUUGAAUGUUUACUGAGGGGCACAUUGGUGUUUUAUCUUGUUUUAUGCACUAAACGUGGGAGUUAAAUUGUAUGUGUCCCUUGUGCAUGAAAUCUUAGAAUUGUUAUAUAUUGAAAGGUUAGUCCUACUAAAAAAAUCGUUGAAAGAAUUAAAUACUCAAAAACAGCGUUACUACAGAAUUUAUUCUUUUUGUUAAAAUGCAUAUCCUAUUAUCCUUGUUUAAUGUUCUAGUAAAAAAAUUAAUCUCACAUUUAAAUUAAUUAUAGAAAAACAAGUACCCAGUCACAGCGGCACGAUGGAAUUGGAAUGAUACCUACAUUGCCCUUGCUUCUGAAAAUGGAGAGAUAAUUCUGUUAAAUGUUGUGACAAGCCAAGUCAGUAGCCCAUUGACCACACCUUCAAAUCAGGUAGUUCAGCUCUUGGUCCUACACUGACCACAUUCAAAUCAGGUAGUUCAGUCUUUAGUUAACAAUUGACCACACCUUCAAAUUUUUAAGUACAUACAAAUAUUGUAAAAACAAAUUUGUUUUUCAGAAUCUACCAUCAUUGCUCCGUUUGCUAAUGUAUAUUUUUUCACUUUUCUAUAUGUUAACUAGUAACCACAGUUUUAUGUCCAGUCUGUUUAAAAAAAUUUCUGCAUUCAGGCAAUAAAUCAGAUGAAGUAUAAUCCUUACCGCAAAGCUUCCCUGGUAACAACAUCCAAUGAUGGAGUUGUUAACUUUUGGGACACCAACACAAGACGCUUGCUUCAUUCUUUCACCAAUACACACCAGGCACCCGCGAAAGAUUUAGCUUUCUCACCCAUCAAUGACUUCCUGAUGGUCAGUGUGGGUCUUGACAAGAGGGCAGUGUUUUAUGAUGUACAAAACAAAUCGUAAGCAACUUAUUUUAAUAAUAAAGAGGGUGACGCUCAAUAAAAGAAUAAUUUCUAGUUUUGUUUUAGAAUUACAUUUAUGAGAUUAUUUUUUUUUCUAACUUGAUUCAUUGUACAUUUAUGAGAUAAAAUGUUUUUUUUUGGGGGGGGGGGCACACCCAAUUUAAUUGAGCAUUAAUAAUAGCUUACCCUAAUAAUAGCACUUCAAAAUUAACACAAAUAAUUAAAGUUUAGGUUAAUGAUACACAAACUGUGUCAAUAAAACAAUAUAUUUUAAUCUUUACUUUUGAUUAGACAAACAUUUUUGGCUAGUGCCUUCCUGAGUGCAACAAAAAAACAUUAAUAUAAUUAUAAAUUAAAUUUACAUCUUAUGUGUAUAUCCUUCCUAUACCUACAAAAUCAAAAAAGAUAAUAAGGAUGGGCACAAAUCCCUAACAAAAAAAUUCUUCUGAUCAUUGUUUCUGUUAAAAUAAAAACUUAACACUACCAAAGUUUAAUCUAUUUUAUAAUUUUGCUUAAUAAACUUAUGAUAUCAAUUUUUGUAUUUUUGUUUUUUAUGACUGUGAUUAAGUUUUCUUUCUUUAAACUGAUAGUUCAGUCAAAACGAUAAUAGCAGAUCACCCUCUGACAUCUGUCGAUAUGAUGCAUGAUGGGUCCACUGUUGUAGUGGGAACAACAAGAGGGACAAUUUUUUUCUAUGACAUGAGGCAGGAAUCCACUCCAGUGUUUAGCUUAAAUGCUCAUAAAUCAUCUGUCAGACGUUUAAGCUUUUUCAAAAAGGCAAGUUUGAGUCUUUUUUUUUUUUCCCCUUCACUUUAGUCCUUUUAAGGUUAUAUUUUAUUAUUCAUUAAUGUAUUGCAUUUAUAAGUGAUAAGUUAUUCUCAAUAAAAUCUGAGAUUCUUUAUCAGCUACAUGGUAAAUUUUACUUAUUUCUAUCAGAUGUUUUUCUUUUCUUUCAGGAGAAUCAAACGCACGCAUCACAAUCCUCUCAGAACUUGAGUAGAAAACUUCCAACAAUUCCAGCAACUUUUUCAGAAACCCAUAAUCAAAACACAAAUAACAGGAGUAAGUUGUCAUAUUAAAUCUUAGUCACAAAGCAAGUCAUAAAAAGAUAGUACACUGCAUGGGAAAACUUGAUAACAACACAAUCAAACGGCAAACACUUAAAUAAAAGCAGCGUCAAUGGCACUUUAGAUUAAAUUUGUCCUCUACUGCUAUUGUUUCCUCUAAAGAAAAAAAUGUGAACACAGAAUCUGUCCCCUUUGUUCUCUUUACAUCCGAUCAAUUAUUUUUUCUUUUUAAUUAUCUAUAAAUUCUUAACUUUAUUUUCAUUUCUCUACAACUCCGACUUAGUGCCAGUCCAUUACUCCUUGCUAUUAGCCAAGUUUUUAAAAAAUUCAUUUUAUCUUUAUUCCAAUAACAAACUUAAAUAACUGGCCUUUUUAUAUUCGUAUUUUUCAAAGCUUACAUGUCAUCCCCGAGAAGCACAAUGCCCGUAACAGGUCUCGAAAUUUUCUCACCACUUGGUGAAGGUAAGAAAUAAAAAAAUAUUUUAAUUAGAAAUUGUGUCUAAUAGAAAUAUAGUCUUCUUUGGUCUAAAGGAGUUAUCUGGUUUUGAUUCAAAUAAUGAGUUAUGUAAUCAAUGAUUUCAUUGUACAUUCAAAUGGGUAGACAGCAUUUGAUUGUGAACUUUCCCUACGUAAGAAGAUACUAAAAUGUCCUGAAAAGGAAUUCUAAGCCAUAUAAUUAAGUUUUGGAUUUUUCUUUUAUGUAUGGCUCCUUUCCAAUUAUUGGAUGAAUAGAAAAGGAAAAGCAGAUAAAAAAAAAACAAUGAAUAUUUUCAUCUUACUAAACAUGUUACUCUAUAAAUUUUGGUUGCUUGUAAAAAUUCAUGUAUAUCAUUGAAAUACCAUUCGUUUUUAAUUUAAAAAUGAACUUCAUAUUUUUAGGCACUUUUAGCUCAUGUGCUUGUGUGUAUUGAUUACUCAAACAGUAUAUAAAGAUCACACAAACAGUCUAUAAAGAUUACGCGACCAUUCUAUUACGAUUAAUGUCAAACAUGGAGAUGAAGUUUAGCUUUAUAAACAGAAAUCAAAUAAGUCACACCAAUGGUACAUAGUCCGUCUGAGAUGAUUUUUAACUUGUUCAUUUAAACGUAUCCUUGGUAUUUGACGAAUCUAAAUGUAUUGAUAUUGUUUCUAACAAUUCAUUUGAAAGGAAACAAAAGUACCAGCUCUGUAACAGACAAGACGGGCAGUGAGCGCUCAUGGAUGAUGAACAAAUCUCUGCUUGCAGGGGACAUAACCACAGGUCAGCUUAUUACUACUUUGACCAUUUUAAUUUUACCAAUUAUUUAUUUUUCAUCUGAAAGAGUGGACUAGUUUCUGUAAUUGUUUUCUUGUUUGUUUUCAUCAGGUGAUAGCAUUUUCUCCCCUAUAAGGAAUACCUCUCACAGUGUUGACAGUAUGCAUGGAACUAGUUCAUUUUUAGACAAUUCAAUUUUUGCACAGGUAACUUUAUUGAUUAAAUGAUUUGUUUUUCAUUGUUUUAAUCAGCUUUGUAAUCUUUUCAAUUGAUCUUCCAUUUCUUUUUAAACAAAUAUUUUUUUACCUCUAAUCGCCAUCAUUGCUUCCAUCAAAACUUACAGAUUUACAUUUUUUUGUGAGCUUUUAAAACUUAUUAAUUUAAGUCAGUUAAUUUAUAUAGAAAAUGGAAGCAUAUACCAGUUUCCAUCAUUGUUAAGUCUCAUUUACUUAGACAUUGUCUACUAUACUAUAAGUAGACAACUCUAAAAAUGCCUUCAUUGCAGCAGAUAUUUAUUAAUAAAUAGUUCCAAUUUUAAUUUUAAAACAAUAAUUCAUUUAUCUGUGAAAAGAAUUUUGUUAAAAAUAACAGGCUUUGGAUACUUCAGUAUUAUAAUGAAAACAUCAAAUAUAGUUUGCUAAACUAAUAUGCCGGCUUUUGAUUCCAAUAAGGUUCUUGGUUCAGCUGAAACGUCUCACAGUGAUCAACCUCAUGUCCCAAGUGUCAUACCUAAUCAUGUUCACGACACAUAUAAUGCUGGUCUGCAUCCCAUUCUUCCAGGUAAGUUAUCAUGUUCAUUUCAUUGUAAUUACAGUCAUUUUGUACAGGAUAUCUUCAGAUUAUUGACUCUAUGUUCCAAUACAGGAUUUAUGGGAUCUAUUGCUGCCAUAGCUAUUAGUCAUUCACACCUAAUUUGUUGUUUAAAUUUCCAUUUUCCACACACAUAAAGCAUAUAAAAUACAUUUUCAAUAUCACAUACUAUACAGUGUUCCACAUAUAUCCCAUAGGCGGUAUGACAUUGACAUAAUGAAAACUCCUGCGAUGUGGAACGCAUGAAGAGCACAGUGAAACACACAAAAACACUGCUGGUCAUUCAUUGCAUCCUGGUCUCUUUCCAGUCCCCAUCUGGACUAAGUUUUGCCAUUGGAUCAAAUAGGCGACGGCGAGAGAGUGAGGCUGGUGAAUUUAGCAACACUCCUUGAAUUAAACAAAAUACAGCUCAAGUCAAGGCGUCUAAUCAUGUUGAAUAUGGCCUUAGUCAUCUUCGCAUGCCAAGGAAAAACAAUAAUAAUAAUACAUGUCGGCUAUGACCACCUUAAUCAUCGUAUAAGCUAAUUGUGUGCUUGGAUGUGGGUGCACAAAUGGGGGAUGAGGCCGAUUCUGUGCGGUAAGAGUAGGGGAUUGAUGGCUCAUCUCCAGGUGCAGAGUUAACCCAGCCUUUUCUGGCAUGUCUUUUCUUCACUGCAUCCGCUGUUCUGUUGGCUUCAUGUUGUAUGGAGCCUUUGUGUACAUCCGCUGUUCUGUUGGCUUCAUGUUGUAUGGAGCCUUUGUGUACAUCCACUGUUCUGUUGGCUUCAUGUUGUAUGGAGCCUUUGUGUACAAAGGAAUGCCAUGAUGUUACAUACAUAUAAAAUGAUAUAUACAUAUAAAAUGUAACACACAUUUACCAUGUAGCCCAUAUUCAUAUCAAUAAAAUAAAAAUCAAUAGGACAGAAAAGUUCCUCAAGGAAAUUAAAAAUGAUACCAGCACCAUUUAGUUAUAUUUUACAUGUCUACAUGUAGCAAGUAAUUACAAGUACUCCCUGAAGAUUAUAUUUUUAUAUUUGUUCUGUUUUCAAGUUAAAUUUUUAAAAUUUUUAGCCCCUAUGUCAUCAUCCCCUCACGCAAUGACACCGCCUCGGGGAAAUCAUAUACAACAUCUUGACAAAACAUCGCCAAGUAACUUGAAUCCGCAGGCCCUCAGCAAGAUUUCACCAGGGCUGGAAAAAGUAUCACCUUCCCGCCAGAAGCUUUCACCUCAUAUACAAAGAGCACAAAGGUUAACUUACGAAGAUGAUCUAUCUGUUGAUCAAAAUUUGAGUGCAACUAAUGGAACAACAGAAAGUGGAGUAAGGUAUGGCCAUAGGCGAGAAUUUGUAUCUGUUAAAAUAAUUUCUUAAAAUAUCAAAAAAAUUCUGGUUAUGAUUGUUAACAAUUUAUUCUAAGUUGUACCAAGACAGUUUUACAGUAAUAAAAAAUGUAAUGAUGCUGUUGUCAUCCAAGGGAUGCUGUUGUAAUCUGAGUUGUACAAAUUUAAUAAAUAUCUGGAAUGUCAAUUUUGUCAAUGAAUUUUAUAUUGGUUAUUAAAGGUGUGUUGUUUUUUCCACUUGAGUUUCUUAUUGUCAUAGAUUGAAUUUUAUGGCCUAUAAUUUUUUACAUUUUCAUAAAUAAUGCAGAAUAUUUUAAUUCUAACAAUAUACACCUCUUUGUGCUUAGGUAUGACUCUCAGAAGUAUAGUGAAGGAGUUACGCUUAAGUCUGGUAAGAUUCAGUUCUAUAAUUUGUUUAAAAAAUAUAUUAGUUAUCCACUAUGUCAGUGGUUCUCAACCUUUCUACUGCCGCGACCCUUUAAUACAGUUCCUCAUGUUGUGGUGACCCCCAACCACAAAAUUAUUUUCGUUGAUACUUUAUAACUGGAGAGUAUAUGUGUUUUCAGGUGGUCUUAGGCGACCCCUGGGAAAGGGUCAUGCGACCCCCAAAAGGGGUCGUGACCCACAGGUUGAGAAACGCUGCACUAUGUAAAGCUGUAUUUUAGUUAUCCACUAUGUAAAGCUGCUCAUGUAUAGAAUGUAACUGAAACAUAAUUUUGCAUGUGUGGCCCUUUGGUGUUUGCACAGGAAAUAUUAGAUAGACUACUUAAUAAAGUCUCAAACAUGAAUGCCUAAAAAAUUUAAAAUAUUAAAGAUUAAAAUUUAGCAUUCAAGUUAUUUCAUGAGGAGCAAACCCUGGGUGUCUGAGGUGAGCAAACCUGUUAGGGCAUUGUAAAUGUUGUCAAAUGUCCACAUAAUAAAAAAAAUGUAGGACAGUUUCAUGAUGUUCUAACAAUAAGAGAAACUUUAAAGUGGAGACGGAUGUAAUUCCCAAUUGAACUUUGAAGUCUUGAAAAAAUUUAGUGCAAAUUUGUUCUCUAACAAAAGAAUGGCAAGAACAAUAGCAGAAUAGCAGUUCCAUCAAAUUCAACAAUCGCUGUUAUUUUAACCAUCAACUUUUAUAAAUUUUCUGUUUUUACAUUGCUUAAAACCCUGCCAUUAUUUUAAUCAUUUUGUGUGGUAUCAGGCAUUCUUUAGUUCAACUCUUAUUUUAAAGCCCUCAACAGUUCAUCAGUGCAAAAACCAUUCCACCACUCUGCCUCGCCUGCCUCAGAUCGCUUACUGCAGAACUCUUCAGCAGAAACGACUACAUCAUCAUUGAGACACCUCGUUCAUGGUCUACUGAAUGAGCAGUUUCAGGAACAUCAUGAGCACCUCAAGUCUGAGAUAAGACUCAUGCUGGGACAGUCAGGUGUUGCCAACCAGGUGAAUACUAGCGUUAUUUUUUUACAGUUGAGCCAGACUGCCAGAAACAGAAGCCUUUUACUUAGAGUUGCCCAUGUCAACCAGAAAAAGAACCCUUUUUAUUUAGAGUUGACGAAUUUGACCCGGGCUACCAGAAGCCUUUUAUUUCUCCAGUAAUUAUUUUAAUGUUUUAUCUCCUGAAUUUUAGUUUUAGAAAUGUUUACAAAAAAUGAAGUUCAUCCAAAGGCCUUCAUUCUUCAGUUCAACAAUUUGGCUUCCCAUGCCCCUCACAAGAAGAAGCAAAUAAACCAAACAAAGUUGGGGAAAACCAGAAAAAAGGGUCGCAUAAAACAAGAAGAAAUUUAAUAUUUUAAAUUCAUGGAAUUAAAAUUUUAGAUUAAAUUUAAAUAAAUUUUUUAAAGAAAUGAACUUUAAAAAAUGAGUGAAAAAUAAUCAUCCAUUUGAAAAUGAGUGGUAAAACCUGGCUUAUCAUACUGCAUGCAUGAAUUAAUAUUAAUAAAUAGAAAACGGUUUAAACAAUAAUAAUGAAAAUUAUUUUGUAAUUUUUUUUGUGUAAGAACUUUAAGUAAGUAAAUAUAUUUACUGUAAAACCUCUGAAUGUUUAAUCUUUUUUUUUUUUUAGUUUUAUAAACUGAGACUCUCUGUUGCACAACAAGAUUUUUUACAUGUCAAAAUAUUGGGAUUCCAUGUUUUUACUGUGCUAGUUUGCCUACUUAUUCAAGUACAAUUGUAAAAAAUUAAUUUUUAUAAUGUUUUAUCACAUAAUUUUUUUUCACUAAAUCAUUUUUUUUGUGAACAUUUGUCCAGGCGUUUCCUCCCCCAGCACUGCAGGCAAACACAGGGUCGGUGUCGCACCAAAUCAACCCUGAGAUUUAUCACGCUGAAUUUAUCAGAAAUCUAAUCAGAGAAGAGUUGGACGACAUGAAGGAUUUCAUUCACAAAGAGUUUUGGUGUGUUCAGGUCGAGGUCAUCAAACAAGCCUUUCACCUGCAAGUAGGUUUGGAUGUUACCAGCUUUCUAUUAUUAUAUAUUAUAUUAUAUUACAUUUACAUAUUAUAUUUUGAAACAAUUUCUAUAGAGGUAUACCCCAUAGGCCCCAUCGAGCCCCUAAGAUUCCUGGAGCACAGGUUGGGAAACUGCUACAGUUAAAAGAUAUAUCUGAAGCAUACUUCAAAAUUGGUUCAAGACAUCGGUAGUUGAUGCUAGCAGCGGGUGGCUGGUAGUUGAUGCUGGCAGCGGGUGGCUGUGACCAUGUUGAUGGUUGUGAACUUGUGAAAAUGUUGGGAUGUUCAAGUUCAUUUAAUAUAAUUGAAAGGUUAUUCUUGAUAUAAUUUUAUUUUUUGAGGGGUUGUAAUUUUUAAAAUUUUAUUCCUUUUCUGGUAGCAACAAAUGAUGGCUGGUUUUGCAGAGUGUUCCAUUAACCCAAUACUGCUGGAUGAGAUUGAGAGGCUUAGAGAGGAAAAUGCAAGAUUAAAGAAGACAUUUUAAAACACUUGCAUUUCAGCUUUGCAUUUAUACAGGUGAUAUGUUGAGUGUGAAAGAAACAUAGUGUUCUGCUGAUAUGUUGUUUGUGAAAGAAACAAAGUGUUCUGUUUAAAGACAUCUUCCUUGGCUCUGGCUACAUAAACACCUGAAAUAAAUGUUGGUGUCGGCAAGUAGCCACCUAGUCAUGCUACUUGGAGGAUAAACAUUUUAAAAGGAGCACCGAGCCAGAAUCGAGCGUGCCAAAUAAAGUCAUUUAAAGGCCUUACAAAAUGUUAUUACAAUAACAUGAUGAUUAUAAUGGCAGAUCUACAAUGUGGCAAUUUUUUUUUUUUCAAUUCUAUUGAUAGAAUGUCUUUUUUUGUUGGGUGAUUUCAAGAUUAAGAUGAGAGAAUCACUUUUUUAACCCUUUUGUCUCUGUUUCCUCCAACGACCAAACCAUUUCUGAUAGUUUGCUAUCAGGAUUACAGUAAUUGUUUGUCAAUUCAGGGCUCAUAUUUUAAGAUUGCAUGUAACUGUGUAUUCUUAUACUGAGCCUGUCGCGCGCGUACUGUAUGACAAACAAACUUAAGCACAGAACAAUGUUUUAGAAUAUGCUCAUGAAGGUCAUAACAGGCCAAGGUCCUGGAUUUUUGUCUACGUUUUACAAAAUUAUUUUCCUACAGAAUAUAUUUGCAUAUGUAUGUAUACAUAUAUCCCUUCACACCAUUUAGAUACAUAGUAUAGACAUAAUGAUGAGGGGGUGGGGGGGGGUGUUUAAUUUGAACAUUCUCAUGGGAAAUGUUAGACAAGGCAGAGGGAAACUUAACACUUUUUUUUAGGUGCUAAGGUGGGGGAGGCCUGGGGCAAAAAAGGUUUGGAAACUGAUUGAAAUGUUUGCCUCUGUAUUGGGGCCUCUAACUACAAUGGCAAUGUUGCUUAUGUAGUGAGUUUGCCUCUGUAUUGGGGCCUCUAACUACAAUGGCAAUGUUGCUUAUGUAGUAGGUUUGCCUCUGUAUUGGGGCCUCUAACUACAAUGGCAAUGUUGCUUAUGUAGUGAGUUUGC